Molecule: messenger RNA, 5129 nt
Organism: Eleginops maclovinus (Patagonian blennie)
Lineage: Eukaryota; Metazoa; Chordata; Actinopteri; Perciformes; Eleginopidae
Gene: tent5c
Product: terminal nucleotidyltransferase 5C
Exons: 2
Coding region: 148-1299 (383 amino acids)
Biological process (GO): mRNA stabilization
Molecular function (GO): poly(A) RNA polymerase activity; RNA binding
Source: RefSeq, a predicted model, not a curated record
CUGUUCAGCAGCACCGUAUUUGUUUGUCUCCCAGCAAUUGGAUUAUGAGGAGGUGUCUGCACGAAAUCCAAGUUAACAUCUUCUUUUUCUGACUGAAUGCUUUUUCAGAGGACGCUUUUGAAAAUCUAAUCUGAACUUUGUGAGAAGAUGGAAAACAAGGAGGAAUCAAAGAGUUGUUCCGUCAGUGUGCUGACCUGGGACCAGGUGAGCCGGCUCAAUGAAGUUCUGACGGAGGUUGUGCCUGUCCACGGACGGGGAAACUUCCCCACCUUAGAGGUGCGGCUGAAAGAUAUUGUGGCCCGGGUGCGCUCCCGCCUGGAGCUGCGCGGCAUCAGAGUGAAGGACGUGCGGCUCAACGGCUCCACAGCCAGCCACGUACUGGUGCAGGAUAUUGGCUGGAGCUACAAGGAUCUGGACGUUAUCUUCAGGGUGGACCUGCCGCACGAGUCAGAGUACAGGCUCAUUAAGGAUGUGGUGCUGGGAACCCUGCUGGACUUUCUGCCUGAGGGUGUCAACAAGGAGAAAAUUACACCCAUGACUCUCAAAGAGGCUUACGUGCAGAAGCUGGUGAAGGUCAACACAGAGCAGGACCGCUGGAGUCUGAUCUCCCUGUCCAACAACAACGGGCGCAAUGUGGAGCUGAAGUUUGUGGACUCAAUACGCCGGCAGUUUGAGUUCAGUGUGGACUCCUUUCAGAUUGUGCUGGACUCCAUGCUCUCCUACUAUGAGCUGGCACAGACGCCCAUGUCUGAGGCCUUUCACCCCACAGUGAAUGGGGAGAGUGUGUACGGGGACUUCAGCAUGGCACUGGGCCACCUGCGGGACAAGCUCAUCGACACCAAGCGGCCCGAGGAGAUCCGUGGUGGGGGCCUGCUGAAAUACUGCAAUCUGCUGGUGCGGGACUUCCGACCUGCCAGCGAGGAGGAGUUCAAGGCCCUGGAGCGCUACAUGUGCUCCCGCUUCUUCAUUGACUUCCCUGACAUUGGUGAGCAACAGCGCAAGGUGGAGGCCUACCUGCAGAGCCACUUUGUGGGGGAGGAGAAGAGCAAGUACGACUACCUCAUGAUCCUGCGGCGAGUCGUCAACGAGAGCACGGUGUGCCUCAUGGGACACGAGCGGCGGCAGACGCUCCACCUCAUCUCGCUGAUGGCCUUCAGAGUGCUGGCGGAGCAGAACGCCAUCCCCGACGCGUCCUGCGUCACCUGCUACUAUCAGCCGGCGCCCUAUGUCCGAGACCACAACUUCAGCAACUACUAUGUGGCUAACCAGAACAUUCCAACAUGGCUGCCAUGUAACUGACAUCAAGUGGAUGGACGUAAAAGAGGGCCUGCCGCCGCCGCCGCUGCUGCUUUGGAGACGAGAGAAGGAAUAAAAAAAAAAACAGAAAAAAAUAUAUUGAGGCAAUAAAUACAAAGUUCCUCUCAAGGCACAAUUAUAUUUAAGUGGACAGGUGUUUGCUUUGUUUCUUUUGGAAUACUUUCUCAUUCCCAUCUACAGAGUUGUCUAGGUCAUUGACUAGAAAGUGAUAUUUUUAAGUGUUUAGACUUUCUUUAUUUUUUUUCUCAUGUUUGGUUGUUUUCCUGUUUAUCAGAGUUGUGUUUUGUGCCUUGACCUCCAGGUUUAUGCCCCAAUAGUUUAUAAGUAUUGGCUAUGUUUUUGAAAAAGGGAAGAAAAUAAUGUUAUAGCCUAAAAUGAUUUUUUCUCCUGUGAUUUAGAAAAAAAAUACAAACAUGAAAAGGCAGAAAAAAAUGUAAAAUAUUUAAAAAUAUUAUUAUUGGGGAAGGGGUAAUAUAAUAGGUGACGAGCCCCAAAAAAAAGCAGAGCACCGUGUUAUAAAUAUGUUUGCUUUACUGGGGAGGGAAAAAGGUGGUACACUAAUAACUUUGUUCAGAUAUGAAGAGGGAAGCGAGCGGAGUCCAUUUAUUUUUAAUUAAUUUAGACAUGUAAAUAUCUCAGACAUUUGUAGUCUCCCUAUAAUGCCGGCAGUGCCUGUGAUUUGUAAACUGUGCAGGAGAUUUAAAAAAAAGUGUGUAUUUUUAUUUUCCACUUUGAAUUUCAGUGUAGGACGAGCUCCCCUCCUCCCCCACUAUCCUGUCUACUCAGACCUGUACUUUCAGUGGAGGCGGGCUCCGAGGGAGACAGUUAGGGCCUCAGAAAGACGGGCUCCUGUGUGUCUGAGGAGUUUAUGCUCCUCUGUGUUUUUAAGUCGCUUCCAAAGCCUCACAAGUGACCUCAAGACAUCACAAUCUUCUGGCCAUUGUGGGAAGCUCUCUGACCAGGAGAGCAUUCGGCCAGCCUCGCUGCCUGGGAGUCCCUUCCCUAAAAAGGAGCAGCACAUGGUGGGCCCCGCUGUGUCGUCCCUCAAAACCAUUGCAGGCUCGGCAGCAGCCCUGAAAUGGGAUCCUCCUCUGACGCAGCUCACUGACUGGCUCUCAAACUAUAAUUAUCCUCUUUUUCUUUUUCACUGGGGGGUGAUAUCGUCGGUGCCCUGACACCUUACAUGUGUGGGCAGCUGAGUCACUUCCUGUCCUCUCUUCACCACGCAGUGUUUGAACCCCUUUUGUGGUCAUGGAGCCAGACACCAGAGAGUGCAGCUGGUAUGUCGAGAGAGAAUAUCUGCCAGUGGGAUUCCUCUCCCCUUUGGGAGCUUGAACUGAGGAAGCUACAACUGCCCCCCCCUGAAAAAUGUGACUGAGGUGCCUCUUUAAACUUAUGAAUUACUAUUUGUAGCCACGCUUAUUAUAGGCAGUUAAUUUUGAGCUCUUGCUGUGCAGUUAGCUGAUGGGACGCGUCAUAUCUCCUCUCCACUCUCCUGAUGUUACAGCAUCCAGAGUGGAGUGGGGGGGUUGCAGUUCUUAUGUAAGGGACAGCUGCUGCGAUCCCCUCUGUUUCCCAGAAGCUCCCCUCCUGCUCGCUGCCUUUCUGCUGCUUGUUCCAUAGAUAACCAGCAGCGCCUCUUAUCUGGCUGGCGCACGACUCCUGGCUUGGGAGGUGAAUUGUUGGGGCGGUCAGCUCGGCCUCCUCUGCAGGUCACGCCCCGGGGUCAGGGCACGCUCUGCUGCUGAACUUUGGUGUGAGAUUUUCCAUAGUCUCUUUUUAACAACAAGUCAGGUGUCACACGCUGUCUCGCUCUGGACUAAAGUUACAACCAGCAACUGCAGGGUGCCUUUGACUCUUUGGAGAGCUUUUUUAAGGUUCUUUUAAAGGACGGAAAGCAUUUCUCAUAUUUAAAAUCAAGUGCAUGAUCCGCGACUGCAUCUUAGAUUAUUAGAGAUACCAUCCAUUCGUCGUUGGGCCGCAAAUUAGUUAUGGUUUGAGUUUUUGUGGUUUUGUCUUUCAGUCCCAAACCAUUAUUUUCCUUGAAAGCCAUCCGUCUACUCAUUCCUGUCAGUGGUUCUGUCUUUCCUACCAGUUUGGGCCUUGUUGUCACAGCCAUGUUGACCUCAGUCGUGCCUGAAUUUUUUUAAUCCAACUCUUGUUUUUCUAAACAUUAUAUUUCUACACCCUGGCUAGCAGUUGCAGCUCCACCGGGCCUGAUGCAACCUGGCAACUUUUCUUUGUGUUCCUAUCCAAACCAAAGCAAUACCUGAAGUGCACUGAGCCAGAAUCUGGCACAGUAGCUGGAGGUCGCCCAGCAGAGACCCCUCACUGACAGAAGCACUUUAUAGAGGCCUUGUUUUACUCCAAACCCAGCCCCCUGAGAGGAAUGUAAAUAAGCUAAUGCGGUUGUCUUGCUGGAGGGAUUUGAGCUGGUUCUCAGGGACAUAUAAUGUGUUUUUGAGGGCUUUGUUUUGUCCCUUCUAUUUUAGAAGGGUGACUAGGUUUAAUCUGUCUCUCACAUUGAGGCAUCCCCUUCUUGCACUUAAUGUUGUGUCUUCUUUCUGUCUGUGAUAAUUGUACCAGCAGGUUCUUAUUAGAGUAGAUCAUGCCUGAAGGUGGAGGUAGCUACCAGACUGGAGCGUGCAGCAUUGGCUGUUGCUCUGAUCACCUCUCAACGGGUCGUCCCAUCUCUGUUCGGUGCCAACAGCUGGAUUCACUCUCUGAACAUAAUCUGUGCCUUGUUUCAAAGCCAGGGGGCAAAACAUUGAUUUGGUGCUGAACAGCAUCACAUAAUCUCAAUCAUUCCCCCAUUUGUUAAUCCCCUCUGAGAGAUGACGAAUGAAAGCUUGGAGCCACAUUUAUAAACCAGCGAGACGGUAAAGUCUGUUUGAGCGCAGCGAGGAACGGCCCCUUUUUUGGGGGCUAUUUGUUGACAUCGCUCACAACGUGCGUUUUCUAGACGAUCGAUGGUGAACGCAGCCUGGAAUGUAAAUACUCAUGCGUUGUGUGUACGCCCCGACCUUCAUGUGUUUACGUUGUUGUGGUUUUCUGAUGACUGAAGAUGUGUUCCUGUUCAAUGAAAGCUUUACUUUUCCCAUCCACUAGAGGAAAGUGGGGGUGCAGUGACUCAUGUUAAAUCAUUUCAUCAUCUGUGUGUGUGUGUGUGUGUACUUUUUGCCAAGGACGAUGUGGAGAAAAGAAAAGCACACACUUUAUUUUCUGCUGUAAACUACGUAUUAAACCUGUGCUUCUCUCACCCCCCCCCGCCUCUGAUUGUCCCACUUGUUUGGGCCUUUGUUUAUUAGUACAGCGUGUUUUUAUUUACGACACCUGUAGAUGUGGUUUUUGCGUUGGGGGGUGCAGAGAAAGAAUGGAUUGUAUGUGUAGUGGUUAUGUGUCUAAAGUCUUACACCAUGGGAAUGUGAUGGAGACUUUCUUACUCUUCCUCUGUGAAGUGUUGUGAAUAUCAUUGCAGCAGAUCUGUGUUUACGUUAAUGUGUGUGUGUGUGUGUGUGUGUGUGUGCUUGUCUGUAUGUGUGUAUGAGCAAGUGGCUAUAAAAGUAAAAAAAAAAAAAAAAAACAAGUGAGAAGAAAUUUGUCGCACUAUAUAUUUUUUUGAAAUAGUUUAAUGCAAAAGAGCUUUUGUCAGCUUCGUGAUUGUGACGAUGAGUUGAUGGUUACCACCAUUAUACUAUUUCAUUUUUCAGGACUUUUACCUCACUUGAGUUUUUCCUUUUGAAUGGAAAUGUACAUGUACAUCAGGAAAUGUGUUUGAAGAGGAAAUAAAGAAUAAAAGUAUUAAAUGCAAA